AUGGAAGGGAAUCGCUCGACGAAGAAAAGUCAUAAAGAGUGGCGUAAGAUAGCGAAGAAGGAACGCCGGAGACAUCUGCGUCGUAGAGCGGCCGCGGAACGAGAUGCGGACGAGCAACGACAGAGGGCAGCACUUGAGGAAAGCGCGGAAUAUUCAAACUGGCUGGAACAGCGUGAAGCCGAGGAGAGAGAGAGAGAAGCUCGGGAGAGAGAGGAGCACGACGAACGGGAAAGGCUGUGGUUAGAGAAGGAGGUAAAAGCCCAAGAGGAAUGGCAAAUUUUGCAGGAGAAAAAGCAAAAGGCCCGGCAACUGCAAUUGGAACAGGAGGCGAAAGUCCGGCAGGAAUUCGAAGCGAAACAGGAGGCCAUUCGGAAGAAGCAGGAAGAGGAGAAGCGUAGGAGAGAGGAGGAAAUUAGGAAGCGAGAGCAGCUGUUGAAAGAGAUCGACGAUUACAUCGAUGACGGGAUCAAGACGCCGGAAGCUCUGCGCGAAGUUAUCGACAGUCAACCCGGUAAAGAACUUUGUCCAUUUUUCGCAAAGACAGGUGCCUGCAGAUACGGCGAUACCUGUUCGAGGAAUCAUCGCAGAGUAUGCUUGAGUAAAGUGAUACUGGUACCUGGCUUUUACACGCAUUUCUCUCUGGAGAAGAACUCCGCGGAGUACGACACGGACAUUGCCCUUGAAUUCGAAAGCUCGGAGACACGGCAGCACUUUCGCGAAUUUUACAACGACGUCGUCCCUGAACUCGAGUCGUUCGGCAGGAUCAAAACCCUGAAGUACUGUUGCAACAGCGAGGUCCACCUGCGGGGGAACCUGUACGUCGAAUAUUACACCGAGAGGGAGGCUGCCAGGGCAUUGAGGAAGCUGAAAGGUCGAUGGUACGCCGGCCGACAGCUGAACUGCGAGUUUGUCAAUUUGAAGUCAUGGAGGAGUGCGGUUUGCGGGAUGUCGAAAUGCCCGAAAGGAAGGGCGUGCAAUUUCCUGCAUACUUUCAAGAAUCCGCACGACCAGUACGACAUCAAAAGCCCGCCCAGAUGGGCGAAACAAUUGUCCUCGUCCGCUCAGGAAGUCACCAGCAGCAGCAAGAAGCUCGAGCAC
Messenger RNA from Heterotrigona itama, 1098 nucleotides. The record is from the annotation of a GenBank genome assembly. Lineage: Eukaryota; Metazoa; Arthropoda; Insecta; Hymenoptera; Apidae.